Messenger RNA from Carica papaya (papaya), 1516 nucleotides. Its product is annotated as large ribosomal subunit protein uL4-like. Gene Ontology annotation, cellular component: ribosome. The record is from RefSeq and is a predicted model, not a curated record. Gene Ontology annotation, molecular function: structural constituent of ribosome. Gene Ontology annotation, biological process: translation. Lineage: Eukaryota; Viridiplantae; Streptophyta; Magnoliopsida; Brassicales; Caricaceae.
UUUUUCCGACUAAACCCUAGGUAUAUAUUUACUUUCGCAGCAUUUCUUCAUCUGCAAAACCAGGAAGAAGAAAAUGGCCGCCGCAGCAUCCCGACCUCUCGUCACCGUCCAGCCCCUGGAGGGGGACAUGGCUACUGAUUCAGCUGCCACUGUAACCCUUCCCGAUGUCAUGAAAGCCUCAAUCCGCCCAGAUAUCGUGAACUUCGUUCACGCCAAUAUCUCAAAGAAUAGCCGCCAGCCAUAUGCGGUGUCGAAGCGUGCCGGUCACCAGACUUCGGCCGAGUCCUGGGGUACUGGUCGCGCCGUUUCCCGUAUCCCCCGUGUUCCCGGUGGCGGUACACACCGCGCGGGCCAGGGUGCAUUCGGGAACAUGUGCCGUGGUGGGCGUAUGUUCGCUCCGACGAAGAUCUGGCGCCGCUGGCACCGGAAAAUCAAUGUGAAUCAGAAGAGGUACGCAGUUGUUUCGGCCAUCGCCGCCUCUGCUAUCUCCUCCUUGGUGAUGGCUCGUGGCCAUCGCAUUGAAUCUGUGCCGGAAAUGCCACUGGUUAUUAGUGACUCAGCGGAGGGGGUUGAGAAGACUUCGGCGGCUAUCAAGGUGUUGAAGCAGAUUGGUGCGUAUCCUGAUGCGGAGAAGGCGAAGGACAGCCACGCCAUUCGUCCUGGAAAAGGUAAGAUGAGGAACCGUCGUUAUAUCUCGCGCAAGGGUCCACUGAUCGUGUAUGGUACUGAAGGUGCCAAGCUGGUGAAAGCGUUCAGGAAUAUUCCGGGUGUGGAGGUGGCGAAUGUGAAGAGAUUGAAUCUACUGAAGUUGGCUCCUGGUGGGCACUUGGGAAGGUUCGUGAUCUGGACGAAAUCUGCUUUUGAGAUGCUGGAUUCUAUUUAUGGUACCUUCGAGAAGCCAUCGGAGAGCAAGAAGGGUUACGUGCUGCCACGUUCUAAGAUGGUGAAUGCAGACUUGUCCAGAAUCAUCAACUCGGACGAGGUGCAGUCAGUCGUCAAGCCGAUCAAGAAGGAGGUGAAGAGGGCGCAGAUGAAGAAGAACCCACUGAAGAACCUCAAUGUGAUGCUCAAACUCAACCCUUACGCCAAGACAGCGAGGAGGAUGGCUCUUUUGGCCGAGGCCCAGCGCGUCAAGUCUAAGAAGGAUAAGCUGGAGAAGAAGAGGAAACCUGUUACAAAGGAGGAAGCAGCUGCAAUCAAGGCUGCUGGAAAGAAUUGGUUCAAAACUAUGAUAAGCGACAGUGAUUACACUGAGUUUGAAAAUUUCUCCAAAUGGUUGGGUGUCUCUCAGUAAUUUUCUUGGUUUAUUUUGGGGUGUUCAUGAAUGUAAGGAGUCAGAAAGUUCCAUGCUUGUUUCUUCUGUCUCAUUUUUGAUUUUGCAGCUUAGAUUUUUGGUGACAUUAUUAAAUUACAUGUAUGUGAUAAGAGAUAUCACAUUCCAACUUACUUGAUGGGAAUCCAGGGGUCUUGACUUUAAACAAAUUUAGCAGCUUAUUAUUUUAGUUCGAAGUUGCCA